AUGAAGGACACAUUUUCCAAUGCCAAUUUUCCCAAAACCGCGGAUGGUCGUGUUUAUCACGUCGGAGUUAAACAAGGCGAAGUUGCCAACAGGAUAAUAACGGUGGGUGAUCCAAGUCGUGCUCAAAAAUUAGCCGAAUGGUUGGACAAAGACUUUCCAAUAUUUCAACACAGCAGUAGCCGUGGUUUCUUUACGCUCACCGGUAAAUACAAGGGAGUACUCGUUAGUAUUAUCGCGAUUGGAAUGGGAUUACCGAUGAUGGAUUUUUUUGUUCGCGAAGUAAGAGCGAUAACGGAUGGUCCAUUGAUAAUAAUUAGAUUCGGCUCAUGUGGAACUAUUGGGAAAGGUCAUGUUGGAGAAAUAGUUGUGCCUAGAGGUUCAUUUUCUAUUACCAGGAAUUUUGAUUAUUUUUUGGAUGGUGGGGAUGAAUACGGAUACGAGAGUGCCGAGAAUGUGAAAGAAACGGAAAGUGAUUUAAAGCCUGGGAGGACUAACAAGAGGUCGAAUACCGGUGAGACGAAUUUACCAAGGAAGCGUCUUAAGAAGGAGGAAAGACCCUAUAUUCUGUCAAAGGUGGUCAAUGCAGAUUCAGAAAUUUACGAGAUGCUACAACGUCAACUUCUUCUUCACCUGCCUCCAGAUGAGGUUCACACCGGACUGAAUGCAUCGUGCGAUAGCUUUUACUCGUCACAGAACCGCGAGGAUGAAAACUUCACGGACAACAACAAAGGAUUGAUCAAAUCUGUUAUAGAUGAGUAUCCGGAGGCGGAAUCAUUAGAAAUGGAAACUUUCAUGUUGUUUCAUUUGGCAAAAUGUAGUACCGACGUACCACUCACCCGCAAGACACAAGCGGUCGUAAAAAAUCGAAUGAAUAAGAACGAAUGUUUAAAUGAAAACAGUAUAAGAGCAGCAGCUUUAAUGAUGGUCUUUGCAGAUCGCAAAACCAACGAAUUCGUCGAUCCCAGUCAAGUGGAUCAUUUGGAGUCAGUUGUUGGUCAAGUUGUACUCGAUACCUUAAUAUCCGUAAAGUCAAAUGAGGUGUGUGUAAAGUCUGAAAAGCUACUGUCAGAGGAAUGA
This is a messenger RNA of Acaulospora morrowiae, 1077 nucleotides long. Lineage: Eukaryota; Fungi; Glomeromycota; Glomeromycetes; Diversisporales; Acaulosporaceae. The record is from the annotation of a GenBank genome assembly.